AACUCCAUGAUGUUUGUCGUCUUCUGUCAGUGACAGAUUCUCCUUCGCCCCGUUUGCUGUGUCAGGGAGCGGGGGUCGGGGCUCUUGGCUCCCGGUCUCGGCAUCUGUAAAGGAAUUCGUAUCAACGUUUUCCACAUCGGUUACCGUUGAUUCCAUAGCGUCUCUUGCUGCUACGGCGCUGUGUAUUUAUGUUUCCCGGUGGUUUCCAUGGAGAAGGCGUGCGAGGAGACCGGUUACCGUGGGAGGGACUAAAGCCCAGCAUUGCUUCUUUAAGUGGAUGUGCGCUAAUGACGUAACCGCACCUACUGCUAAUGCUCCACUCCGCGAGCUGCCGCUCAGCCUAGGCCAAUCAGAUGCGUAGGGUGUCCGGUAGGGGGAACGCAUGCGCAGUGUCAGAGCGGAAGUGGGGGGCGGGGUCUGGCUUCCGAUUCCAACAACAGUUCGGCAGCCAAUAUGGCGGACCUGGGCAAGAAGUAUUGCGUUUACUGCCUAGCGGAUGUAACCAGUCUGCGCCUUCGCUGCACCGAGUGUCAGGACAUUGAGCUCUGUACGGAGUGCUUCUCGGCCGGCGCGGAGAUAGGGAAUCACCGGCGGUGGCAUGGAUACCAGCUGGUGGAUGGUGGCCGUUUCACCCUGUGGGGGCCCGAGGCCGAGGGAGGCUGGACUAGCAGGGAAGAGCAGCUGCUACUCGAUGCUAUCGAGCAGUUCGGCUUUGGCAAUUGGGAGGAUAUGGCGGCCCAUGUCGGAGCUUCUCGGACUCCUACAGAAGUGAUGGAACACUAUGUCAGCAUGUAUAUCCACGGGAACCUCGGCAAAGCAUGCAUUCCCGACAGCAUCCCCAACAGAGUGACUGAUCACACGUGUCCAACGGGCGGUCCGCUGUCUCCGAGCCUCACCACGCCGCUUCCCCCGUUAGACGUGACCGUGGCGGAGCAGCAGCAGUUGGGUUACAUGCCUUUGCGGGAUGAUUAUGAGAUUGAGUACGAUCAGGACGCAGAGACCUUGAUUAGCGGGUUGUCUGUAAAUUAUGACGACGAUGACGUUGAAGUAGAACUUAAAGAAUCUUACGUGGACAUGUACGUUCGAAAACUGAAAGAGAGACAGCGACGGAAGAGCAUAGCAAGGGAUUAUAAUCUAGUGCCGACCUUUUUGGGAAAAGAUAAAAAAGAUAAAGAAAAGCCAGUAAAACGAAAAAUAUCUAAAGAGGAGAAGGAGCUCAGGCUGAAAUUAAGGGCGUUAUUUCAGUUCAUGUCCAGCAAAGAAGUCGAGGACUUCUUUGAAAACAUGCACAAGGAGCGGAUGCUUCGGGCGAAGAUCCGGGAGCUUCAGAGGUACCGCAGGAACGGGAUCACGAAAAUGGAGGAAUCGGCAGAAUACGAAGCUGCGAGACAUAAGCGAGAGAAGAGGAAGGAGAACAAAAACACAGCCGGCUCCAAGAGAGGGCGAGAAGAAGGCAAGGAAGGAGAGUUUGCUGCUAUUGAAAACCUGUCCGGCUUUGAACUCUUAUCUGAUAGAGAGAAGGUACUCUGCAACUCCUUGAACUUAAGUCCUACUCGCUACCUGACUGUGAAAACCAUAAUUAUCAAGGACCAUUUACAGAAGCGGCAGGGAAUUCCCUCAAAAAGCAGGCUGCCCAGCUAUUUAGACAAAGUCCUAAAGAAAAGGAUUUUGAAUUUCCUCACAGAAAGUGGUUGGAUAUCUCGGGAAGCAUCUUGAAAUUUUUUUUUAUUUUUGUUGUUUGUGCAUUAAGCCUUUUUUGGGCUGGAACUAAACCGUGCCGAUUAUGUUUAGUACCUGUGCAGGGGUUUUUAUGGCUUUUGUACUGCACUGUAUUUCCGAUUAGUGUCUCGGAGUGAAAGUGGAUUCCUUCACCUAGUGAAUCAAUCCCGACCUUUU
This is a messenger RNA of Spea bombifrons (plains spadefoot toad), 1896 nucleotides long. RefSeq names its product transcriptional adaptor 2B (gene TADA2B). Bases 454 to 1716 code for a protein of 420 amino acids. Gene Ontology annotation, cellular component: nucleus; SAGA-type complex. Gene Ontology annotation, biological process: chromatin remodeling; regulation of transcription by RNA polymerase II. The record is from RefSeq and is a predicted model, not a curated record. The transcript has 2 exons. NCBI's taxonomy places the organism in Eukaryota, Metazoa, Chordata, Amphibia, Anura, Pelobatidae. Gene Ontology annotation, molecular function: zinc ion binding; chromatin binding; protein binding.